CGUGUCUGUCUGUUGUCUGACUGGAGCUGUGUGUUUUUGUCCGCUCCGCUGUCAAUACCACACUACUAGCCCAAAUAUUAAUGCAAUGCAAUGGGAAUAUAGCGAUCAUGGCUAAGAAUCUAAUUUUGUUAAUUUUUCUCGUCCUGGUUUGCAUAUUUGGAACUUAUGAUGCUUUGUGGUGUAACUGCACCACAGCCCAGUGUGAGAAGACUGGCUCCCAGUGUGAGACAGACGGGGCCUGCAUGGCCUCCACGUCCUUCAUCAAUGGGCUGGAGCAGCACAUCCGUAUCUGCAUCACCCGGGACAAGCUGGUACCCCCGGGCCAGCCCUUCUACUGCCUGAGCGCUGAGGGCCUCCUCUACACACACUGCUGCUACACUAACUACUGCAACAGCCUCGACCUCAAAGUAACCUCUGUGACGUCUCGGCCGGGCCUGGGGGGUGUUUUUGGCCCUGAUGGUAAAUGGGGUCCAGUGGAGCUGGUAGCAGUGGUCGCAGGGCCCGUCUGCCUGCUGUGUGUGCUGCUAAUCAUGGGUGUGUUCCUGUUCCAGUACCACCAGCAAGCCUACAGCCACAGGCAGAGGCUGGAGGUGGAGGACCCCUCCUGUGACCAUCUCUACAUGGCCAAGGACAAGACCCUGCAGGACCUCAUUUAUGACAUGUCCACCUCUGGAUCAGGCUCUGGCCUCCCUCUGUUUGUCCAGCGAACAGUGGCUAGGACCAUCGUGCUGCAGGAGAUUAUAGGGAAAGGGCGUUUCGGGGAAGUGUGGCGCGGCCGCUGGAGAGGAGGAGACGUGGCGGUGAAGAUCUUUUCGUCCAGAGAGGAACGCUCCUGGUUCCGCGAGGCUGAGAUCUACCAGACCAUUAUGCUGCGCCACGAAAACAUCCUGGGAUUCAUCGCCGCCGACAACAAAGAUAAUGGCACAUGGACCCAGCUGUGGCUGGUGUCAGACUACCACGAGUACGGCUCUCUGUUUGACUACCUGAACCGUUACUCCAUCACCAUCGAGGGAAUGAUCAAACUGGCACUGUCUGCUGCCAGCGGCCUGGCACACCUGCACAUGGAGAUCCUGGGCACACAGGGUAAGCCUGGUAUUGCCCACCGGGACCUCAAGUCUAAGAACAUCCUGGUGAAGAAAAACAGUACCUGUGCCAUUGCUGACUUGGGGCUGGCCGUGCGCCAUGAGUCCACCACCGACACCAUAGACAUCGCCCCCAACCAGAGAGUGGGCACAAAGAGGUACAUGGCCCCUGAGGUUCUGGAUGAGAGCAUCAACAUGAGGCAUUUUGAUUCGUUUAAGUGUGCAGACAUCUACGCUCUGGGCCUGGUUUACUGGGAGAUCGCACGCCGCUGCAACGCUGGAGGUAUCCAUGAGGAGUACCAGCUACCGUACUUUGACCUGGUGCCCUCUGACCCCUCCAUAGAGGAGAUGAGGAAGCUGGUGUGUGACCAGAAGCUACGGCCCAACGUGCCCAACUGGUGGCAGAGCUACGAGACCCUGCGUGUGAUGGGGAAGAUCAUGAGGGAGUGUUGGUACGCCAACGGAGCCGCCCGCCUCACCGCCCUGCGCAUCAAGAAGACCCUGUCCCAGCUGAGUGUCCAGGAGGACAUCAAAGUCUGAGAGGGCCCUAUCCCAAAGACCUGAGGAGAGCACUGGGGACUCUGUCCUGCACUAAAAAAAAUACUGAGAGAGAUAGAGGGACAGUGUCUUUUCAAAGAACGCACAAGCUAAGGACAGAAAAUGUAAACAAACAAAAAAACAUUACAUGACUCUCCUGACAGUUUCUUUUAAAGCCACCACCGCCUGAGUUGUGACGAACCCUACCUCGUAUAUUCAGCCAAAACUACUGGUAACCCCUGUCCAUCCCUUGCCCCCAACCUAUCCCACCAUUUUGACCCACAAACCUGUUCCUGCAGCCCCCUUCUCUGUUCUGUUCCUACUAAAAUUACUGCAAUUACUGAUAUUACUACUGCUCCCGAUAAUGCCCAUGUUAAUCUCAAUGGCAGGAUAAACACUGAGUGUACAAAACCAUUAAGAACACCUUCCUAAUAUUGGGGUGGAACCCCCCCCCCCCCCCCACCCCUUUCCCUAAGAACAGCCUCAAUUCAUGUUGACUCCAAUGCUUUCCACAGCUGUGUCAAGUUGGCUGGAUGUCCUUUGGGUGGUUGACCAGUAUUGAUACACACGGGAUAAACCCAGCAGCGUUACAGUUCUUAACACACGCAAACUGGUGCACCUGGCACCUACUAUCAUACCCCAUUCAAAGGCACUUAAAUCCUUUGUCUUGCCCAUUCACCCGUUGAAUGGCACACGUACACAAUCCAUGGCUCAAGGCUUAAAAAUCCUUCUUUAACCUGUCUCCUCCCCUUCAUCUACACUAAUUGAAGUGACAUCAAUAAGGGAUCAUAUCUUUCACCUGGAUUCAGCUGGUCAGUCUGUCAUGGAAAGACAAUGUUUUGUACACUCAGUGUACACUCUGUAUAAAACUGUAGUUAGAGGAUGUGUGUAAUUUAAUUUUUUACAAUAUUUUUUAUUCGAUUCACAAGUACCUAUACAUUUGUAUUUGUUUGCCUUUAUAUUGUAUUGAUGCUAUGUUGAAUCACUGAUGGCAGAGGUCUGUUUUUCAAUUGUUUUCUUUUGUCAGGGAGUGUGUGUAUAUAGGGGGAAGAUGAGGUCCGUCUUUGAAUACUGUAUACUGAUCUCUCCGUUGUAUGUACAUACACACUGAGAAAUUGAUUUUAAAAUCCAUGAAGACCAAGUCUUCCUCAUUUAUGUGGGCAUGUUAUGUAUCAUUUAUGGUAGCAGUGGUCUGUGAGUCACAGAGAUCAGGUUACCAGAACAUAGGUUUACAGCAACCAAUGCUGUUUUGUAACUCCUAUUGCCUACUUAGAGGCAGGAAUGGUCCAUACAAACACCUGGCUUUAUGGUAUUUCAUGACGACGGACUGUAUAGCCAUUUCGUGUGUGUGUGUGUGUGUGUGUGUGUGUGUGUACACGCUCUAAUGGCGGGUUGCUGUUAUGAAUUCGAUUUUAUUUCCUCACAAUACCUCCAUGUACGUUUCCCCUCAGGUUAUAUUCUCCCGGGCCAAGCUUAACCACAGUCUCACUUUAAAUGGUUAGUGUGGUUCUGUAUAUAUUACCCUUUUUGAUUUGAGUUUCAUUUGACAACAGUUUAACACUGGUAACUGUUCUUGGAUGGGAGACAAUGGGAGGGGCUUAUUUGUGCUGUCAAUCAUCCACUGAUAAAGCAACACUACUGUACACUGUCAUUGAAAGCGCAUACUGAGUCCAAUUUGAUGUCUCACAUUACUAUAGAACAGUAUUUGAGUCAAUACUCCAUAUUCUUCAAUUCUACUCAACCUAUUUUACAUCCUUGAUAUGCAAAUUGUAAAUAGUUUGUAUAAUGAUUUACCUCAUGUCAAAUCAUAUUACCAAAUGUUAUUUUCAGGAAAACUAUGUACUGUUAAAAUUUUUGCUUUGUUGACCACUUACUCAAAAGGUACUGGGGACUUAAAGCCUCUUUCCUUGUGUUCUUAAUCCUGCCAGUUUGCUGUGAGUUCCUAGAAAAUGCUCUGCAGGGCCCAUGUGUGCACUACUAACUCCACAGCAUCGCAACCAAACCGUUCAAGUUCAACACCCCUCACUGUUUUACUGCAGAUUAUACCAGUGAAAGCAGAGGGUGUUUAAUAUGUUCAGUAAGCAUUUUAAUCACAGUUCCUCAGUGAUCGGUAAAUACCUCUCCCAGAUUUCACAUUUUCAGAAAGCUAAGUAAGAGUGAGGAUUCAUCAGACCCUCUGUAAAGGGUGCUUAUUCAGUAUGGCUAUAGCACAUACAGGCAGGGGUUGAACCUUUGAAAAAUGAAAUACUGAUACUUAUGACUGCUGUUCCACAGGAAAUACUGUAUGCCCUGUAUGUAUUUAUUUGUGUUAGUUAAUGACCCUGUACUGUAUUUUAUUUUUUAUAGUUCUUGGGAGAUGUCCAAGAACAUGUGUACAUGUUCUUCCUGAAAAUGUGGUUGUUUAUGGCUGUGAGUGGGAGGCAGGACCUGGGUGUUUGUCUGCAUACUGUUAGACAAUCUCACCACACAUCCACCUGUCUUUGGUCAGGGAUUGAUCCUAUGCAAAUGUCAUAGGCCAUGGUUGGGAUGUGUCUAUGGCCUUGUUUUGAGCACACACUGUUAAGGGGUGGUAUGACAUGUAUUGUGUUUAAUGAAGCAUUGAAUUAUGAACACCCAGGUCUCUAUCCAGACAUCUGGACUAAAACCAUGAACCUUUUCAGGACUAGUUUCCAAUCAUGCAUAUAGCCUAGAGUAAUAAUACAACCGUUUUCCUAA
Oncorhynchus kisutch (coho salmon) is the source of this 4334-nucleotide messenger RNA. Its product is annotated as activin receptor type-1B. The coding region runs from base 81 to 1622 and encodes 513 amino acids. The transcript is spliced from 9 exons. Gene Ontology annotation, cellular component: plasma membrane; signaling receptor complex. The record is from RefSeq and is a predicted model, not a curated record. NCBI's taxonomy places the organism in Eukaryota, Metazoa, Chordata, Actinopteri, Salmoniformes, Salmonidae. Gene Ontology annotation, biological process: protein phosphorylation; cellular response to growth factor stimulus; cell surface receptor protein serine/threonine kinase signaling pathway. Gene Ontology annotation, molecular function: transmembrane receptor protein serine/threonine kinase activity; ATP binding.